AUGGAUUCAUUUGCGGCCCCCCACCGCCUGCCGCUGCCACCGGCUCACUUCCAAGACAGACGUGCUCCUGCUCCCCAGAGCUUGACUUACCCAACGGCGAGUUCAUCCUACACCGUGGGCGAUCCGAUGUCGAUCGAGCCAGACCUCGAAGGGUCUGAUGGCGGUACAUUCGCAGUGGAGCCAUCCUUGCCUGAGGGGCUGGCGCUAGAUCCAGCAACAAGUGUGAUCAGUGGCCAGCCUGUGGCAGAGCCGACUGUCGAUGCAACGGCCAUCGACCAAGAGGAGGCCACCGCCCAGCUCGAGGAGGCGAAGCGCGCCGUGGCCGCGGAGGCCACGGCGCAGAGCACGGCGAAUGCGACGCCGGACCCAAGGACAGAGGACAAUGCCUCGGCAGCCCCGGCUCCAGCCGACGAGGACAAGCGCCACGAGAGCAGCUCAUCCUCAGUUUCUUCCUCGCCGUCGCCAAUUCGGCAGGACUUUUACGUCUUCCAGCCCAAGGCACGUGGCAAGGUGCCAACCGGCGGCGCUGCAGCCUCGACCCAGGCACGCGGCAGGAGGCCGUUCACCCAAACGCCGAUGGGUACCGGUCUUGCAGUGCCAGCAUCCUCCCGAAGGGUGCACUCGCCGCAGCCGGGCUCAUGA
This is a messenger RNA of Symbiodinium sp. CCMP2592, 642 nucleotides long. The record is from the annotation of a GenBank genome assembly. NCBI's taxonomy places the organism in Eukaryota, Dinophyceae, Suessiales, Symbiodiniaceae.